Molecule: messenger RNA, 3512 nt
Organism: Lethenteron reissneri (Far Eastern brook lamprey)
Lineage: Eukaryota; Metazoa; Chordata; Hyperoartia; Petromyzontiformes; Petromyzontidae
Product: transforming growth factor beta-2 proprotein-like
Biological process (GO): regulation of cell population proliferation; transforming growth factor beta receptor signaling pathway
Cellular component (GO): extracellular region
Molecular function (GO): growth factor activity; cytokine activity
Source: RefSeq, a predicted model, not a curated record
CUCCUCCUCCCUCCUCUGCCUCCUCCUCCUCCUGCGGACUCUCCUAAACACUACCAGACGCUAACCAGGGGACAUUACCACGGAGGACGGGAGAGAGGGAGAGCGUUGAGUUUAUUCUCAUCAAAGCUGUUGGGUUUUAAGUAACCCUGCGUGCGUGUGCGUGCGUUUCGCGUGUUGGUUUAGCGCGCUGCGUUACGAAACCCGGCGACUCGAGUUCGAUUCCACGGUUCACGGCCAACACCGCCGGUGGCGAGUAUCUGAAACGGUCCUGGGGUACCUCCUCUAGGUCGACUCGGACUCAAAUGAGUAGCUGGUGUGGUGUGUAGUCAUCGCCACUCGGGAGAUAAGGGCGGUCGGGCGUGGUGCUAGCCACCACACUCCCUCGUGUGCCGACCCGGCUUUUCAUCGGUGCCCGCUAACAGCGCUUGCCCCAACAGUCUGUUAAGGCUCUACUGGUGAUCUUUGUUUCGUCUGUAAACACACUGGACUAGCUACUGACAGAGCUGCAGUUAAUUUAGAGUACAGAAGUUCUCAACGACGAGUACAGUAUUUGAGUCCAUCAUCAUCAUUACCACCACCACCAUCAUCAUCAUUUACACCACCACGCCGCCACGUGUGGCCAACUUGGACUCGGGGGAGCUGGAAGUUUCGUCAGUAGAUCUGUCGAACAGGACUUCUCAACAUCGAUAACUCUGGGUAGAAGGUUCCACCGUCUUCGCCAUCAUCAGCUACACUACCGUGCGGCUAACCUGGAUUGACCGGAGCGCUCCUAACCAAAUCUCCUCUCUCCAUCAUCAUCAUCACCAUCAUCCCCGCGGGCUCCGAUGGCUGGUGCUGGCAGGCUGACGAUGCCCCUGCUGCUGCUGCUAUCACCGCUGCUGCUACUACUGCUUCAACUCCACACGUCGCUCGCCUUGUCCACCUGCCGGAGCUUGGACCUCACCGAGUUGACGCGCAAGCGAAUCGAGGCGAUCCGCGGUCAGAUCCUGAGCAAGUUGCGGCUGGCCGAGCCGCCUGAGCAUUUCGCGGGCGGCGGCAGCAGCCAGACGGUGGUGGUGCCGGGCUCCGUGAUGGCCCUCUACAACAGCACCAGGGACAUGCUGGUGCAGCAGCAGCGGCGGCGGCUGUCUAUCGAGCAGGGCUGGUGCGCAGAGGCGUUGGCACGCGGCGAGGAACACUACUACUCACGAGUGGCGCACAUCGUCAACUGCAGCAGGAUCAACAGCGACUCGAGGGGGACGUUCGAGUUCGACGUCGGCGCGCUGUCCUUCGACGUGCGCUACGUGUCGGCCGAGCUGCGCCUGCUGAGGACGCCCAACCCCGAAGCGACGCUCCCCGAGCAGCGCAUCGAGCUCUACCAGCUGCUGCCUGGCCCGGGUCCAGACAACCUGACUCAGCGCUUUGUGUCGAGCCAAGUGGUGCAGACGGGAGGGGAGGAGGAGCUGCUUGUGUUCAACGUGACCGACACGGUGCAGGCCUGGCUGCAGGACUCAACCAUGAACAAAGGUUUCAAGAUCUCCUUGCACUGGCCAAGCGACUCAACCGUACCGCAACCGGGGAUGCAAGUUCACUUCGAAGAAGGGCGGGUGGUGGGCCCAGCCCGGCACGACAUGCAUGUGAUCGAGGUGUACAAGACGGCACAGGAAAAGGGACGGCUCCCGUACCUGCUGAUCAUGACGCAGUCGGGGAGCCCGAACGGCUCCGACGAGGCGCGGACCUCCACCUCUGCUCGGAAGAAGCGCACGCUCGAUGAAAAGUACUGCAUGAGCAAUCAGGAGGACAACUGCUGCCUGAGGAAGCUGUACAUCGACUUUCGGCGCGACCUCGGCUGGAGGUGGAUUCACGAGCCCAAGGGAUACCACGCCAACAUGUGUGCCGGGCCCUGCCCCUACUUGUGGAGCUACAACACGCAGUACACCAAGGUGCUGGGCCUGUACAGCCUGCGCAACCCCGACGCGUCGGCCUCCCCCUGCUGCGUCCCUCAGGAGCUCGAGCCGCUCACGAUCCUCUACUACGUGGGGCGCGAGUCGCGCGUCGAGCAACUCUCCAACAUGAUCGUGCGCUCGUGCAAGUGCAGCUGAACGGCGCUGUCCAGCAGCACCGACGCCAAAGACACACGAAGAUUUCCCGUCCCCCACACCUCUCCCGCCCGCCCGCCCGCCCGCCCGCCCCCCCAUAGAGGCUUUAACAGGCUGUUAGGGCAAGCGCUGUUAGUAGCGAGCACUUAACGCCACCACCACCACCAUCGACGACAACAGCAGCAGCAGCGAAAAACGGCAGAGGCAGCGGGCGUUGUCUGUGUCUCCCCAUCCCCCCUACCCCUCCCCCUGCCCAGCCAUAGCGGCAGACUGCGUCGCCCCUCAAAAAACUCCCACCGAUGGCAGUCGUGGCCUGCCUCGUCCGGUUGGCGGGGAUAGCAAAAGCACAAAAGUGAAAAAUCACAAAGGACAGUCCUGCGUUGCGACUUUUCGUUGGUCGUUGAUCCCAGGCCCCCCUCCCCCCCGCCCCUGUCGGAGCGGUGGUAGGAAAUAAUUCGCGCGUUUCUUGAAAUGAGCAAGGCCAUAAUGGAAAAGAGUCUAUGGCGGGUGGGGUGGGGUGGGGUGGUUGGGUGAGGAGGAAUCGCAAAUCUUGAGCGGCGCGAGGGCAAGGAGAAGUGUCGUGACCUGGGACGUGGCGACCGAGCGCAGUGCGGAUGAGGCGACGCGUUUGGUGGAGGCACCAGCGGCGAGGUCGACGUUCACGGCAACGACUCACUGCCGCGGCGGCGGCAGCGGCGAUACGGAAGGGCGACGAGGAUGCCACUCGACCGACCGCGGCUACCAACUCCAAAACAGCGGGCAAAAAAAUCACCUCGCACUUCCCCUGAAACAUAAAUAAGCGCGAGGUCGGCGGACUUUGUGCAUGUGCGCGUGCGUCUUUGUCUUUUGCAUCUGCAAUCUGCCACCGGCUCUCGGGACGACGCAGCCGAACGGCAAAAAAAUCGCUGCCGACGGAACCUCCGCUGGCUUCUCUGCCACGAGAGGACGGGAGAAGCACGGGGACGGGGGGGGGGGGGGGGACCCGAACAUCCGAGACACAUGGAACUUCGCCGCGAUCGCGCUUGCGCCCCGCCCCGGUCCAUCUGCGUGGGACUCGCCUGCCGAUCGCCACCGUGCCACUUCUCACCGUCGGUUCAACUCCGCAGGGCUGCUCGAGAGAGCCGGCGAUGUCGCGUGACGUGUAAUACGCACGCCGCGGCGGCCCCGCGACAGUAGCCUGAGGUGCUUGCAGGAAUGGCGCAGCUAACCCGCGUGUGCUUAUUGCCAACACACGCUGGCUCGUAUGGGAUUGACGAGUUACCCUCAGCAUUGUGGGGUGGUGGGGGGGUGGAGGGGGCGAUAAUGGUGCCACUUGCUCCAGUUCGGUUUGCUCGUUGCGUGCGCGAUGUGCGGGUUUAAAGCGCUUCAGCUGUUUACGGUCCUCUUUGCAUGGGGGGGGGGGGGGUGCGGGGGGCCCAGGGCAAGUCACGCCGU